AUGAACAGCCUCUCCAGGAGUAUCGAGGACCAGAGAAACAUUGGAGAGAGCCCGUCUCACAAACCGGAGACAUCCAGGUACCGCAGCUGGAGCAGCCUCCGCUUCUCCAGGUGGAGAAGUGGCUCCCAGAGGACGUCCCCCCCUGGUACCCCCUCCCCAAAGGCAGAGAAGAAGGCCGAUGUGACCAAGACGCUCUUCUCCUUGGUUCAGACUCACAAUGACGACUACACGGCAGAUCCAGAUGGCCUGCUGGACACCAACGAGGAGGGCGAGGGAGGAAGCGACGACAGAAGACCCUCAUCGGACCAGUCCAACUGCUUCCAGAAGCAGUUCGGGUCAAUGCUGCAGCCCGGGGUCAACAAGUUCUCCCUGCGAAUGUUCGGCAGCCAUAAGGGUGUCGCUGCUGAGCAGGACAGGGUCAAGAGCUUUGGAGUGUGGAUCAUCCACCCUUACAGUGACUUCAGGUUUUACUGGGACAUCGUGAUGCUCCUGUUGAUGAUGAGUAAUCUGGUCAUCUUGCCCUGGGGAAUCACCUUCUUUGAGGACCAGAACACCAUGCCCUGGAUCACCUUCAACGUCCUGUCUGACACUCUCUUCCUCAUGGACCUGGUUUUCAAUUUCCGCACGGGCAUCCCGGUAGAGGACAGCCACAUCAUCCUGAACCCCAAAGAGAUCCGCAUGCAUUACCUCCGCACCUGGUUCCUGGUGGACUUCAUCUCCUCCAUCCCCGUUGACUACAUCUUCCUCGUUGUUGAUCUGGAGUCACUGCACGAGUCGUCUGACGUGUACCGCACCGCCCGCGCCCUCCGCAUCGUACGCUUCACCAAGAUCCUCAGUCUGCUGCGUCUCCUCAGACUGUCUCGCCUCAUCCGCUACAUUCAUCAGUGGGAGGAGAUUUUCCACAUGACUUAUGACCUGGCCAGCGCUGCGGUGCGCAUAGUCAACUUGAUUGGUAUGAUGCUGCUGUUGUGCCACUGGGAUGGCUGCCUGACCUUCAUGGUGCCAAUGUUGCAAGACUUCCCCCCAGACUGCUGGGUAGCCAAAAACAACAUGGUGAAUUCUACAUGGCACCUACAGUACUCCUAUGCCCUCUUUAUGGCCAUGAGUCACAUGCUGUGUAUAGGAUACGGUGCCCACCCUCCAGAAGGCAUGACUGACGUUUGGCUCACCAUGAUCAGUAUGGUCGUGGGGGCCACCUGCUAUGCCAUGUUCCUCGGUCAUGCAACUACCCUGGUCCAGUCCUUGGAUGCAUCACAUCGCCAGUAUCAGGAGAAGUAUAAGCAAGUGGAGCAGUACAUGUCGUUCCACAAAUUGCCAGCGGAUGUAAGACAGAGGAUCCAUGAUUAUUACGAGCAGCGAUUCCAAGGCAAGAUGUUCGAUGAGGACAGCAUCCUUGGAGAGCUCAGUGAUCCGCUGAAGGAGGAGAUUGUCAGCUAUAACUGCCGUGGGCUUGUAGCCAACAUGCCACUGUUUGCCAACACCGACCCUCAUUUUGUGACAGUGAUCCUGACAAAGCUGCGUUUCGAAGUCUUCCAACCUGCGGACUUCAUUAUACGAGAAGGAACGCUGGGUCGGAAAAUGUACUUCAUCCAGCACGGCACCGUCACUGUCGUCCCACGUGGCAGUAAAGAGAUCACGCUCAACGAUGGAGCGUAUUUUGGAGAGAUCUGCCUGCUAACCCAAGGACGACGCACAGCCACCGUGAAGGCUGACACCUACUGUCGCCUUUACUCCCUGAGCGUGGACAGUUUCAACGAGGUCCUGGAGGAGCAUCCUCUGAUGAGGAGGGCGUUUGAGAGUGUGGCUGUGGACCGACUGGGCCGGGUGGCUCGCAGACCCAGUUAUCAGCCUCCCCCAGAUGAGUGA
This is a messenger RNA of Anoplopoma fimbria (sablefish), 1866 nucleotides long. Its product is annotated as potassium/sodium hyperpolarization-activated cyclic nucleotide-gated channel 2-like. The record is from RefSeq and is a predicted model, not a curated record. Bases 1 to 1866 code for a protein of 621 amino acids. Gene Ontology annotation, cellular component: membrane. The transcript has 7 exons. Gene Ontology annotation, molecular function: voltage-gated potassium channel activity. Lineage: Eukaryota; Metazoa; Chordata; Actinopteri; Perciformes; Anoplopomatidae. Gene Ontology annotation, biological process: potassium ion transport; transmembrane transport.